Molecule: messenger RNA, 216 nt
Organism: Babesia bigemina
Lineage: Eukaryota; Apicomplexa; Aconoidasida; Piroplasmida; Babesiidae
Exons: 1
Coding region: 1-216 (71 amino acids)
Source: RefSeq, a predicted model, not a curated record
AUGCAACGGUCCAACGAACUAACAACUGGGCUCUCCGAUAACUCCGUGAAUUCAUGCUCUCGUAAAUGCAGACUCAAAUGUAAGAGGGCCGUCCGUUAUCGAAAUUACGCAGAUGGUACCCUUCGCUGUCUCGCGUCCAGCUUUGGAGGUUGCGACGUGGAUUCCAAUGUCUUGUACUUCGCCGAAUCGUAUUAUGACAUUAUAUAUGCAGAUUAA